Messenger RNA from Paramecium pentaurelia, 3195 nucleotides. The record is from the annotation of a GenBank genome assembly. Lineage: Eukaryota; Ciliophora; Oligohymenophorea; Peniculida; Parameciidae.
AUGAAUUAUGUCACAAUAUAAAAUUCUACCGCACCAGGAUUUUAUUUAUACCUAGAAAAUGAAGCAUUUGCCUAAAUUUAGAAUACUAUUGUUAGUUUUAUUAGUUCUCAAUUUUUGAAUGAAAAUGAAAAUGGUGGUGCCUUUUUAAUUGAUACUAUAUUUUCUAUUUCUUCAGUGAUAAAUUUUAAAAAUAUAUCUGCUAUUGAAAUUCGCUCAAGAAAUAAAGGUGGUUUGAUAUACAUUUAAAAUGCAUUGGAGAACAUGAUCAUAAAAUUAGAAGAUGUUAUUAUUAAUGAAGUUUAUUCCUUAUUGGGAUCAAUAUUUUAUAUUGAAUUUCCAUUAAAAGCAAAUUCAUAAUCUAUAUUUAAAGUUGAAAAUUUGGAAAUAAGAAAUACAGAAUAAGGUUUCAUUAGAUAUUUAAGUUAAUAUAAUGAACCAACCAGAGAAUUAUUAGAUGAAUUAAAUGAUCACAACUAUUUAUUCUAAGUUGCUAAUGCAAAGUUAGUAAGUUUCUAAAAUAUAUGUAUUUUUUCAUUAUUUCAUGUCUCCUUUGCUAGUCUAGUUUAAAUACUUAUAAUAGAUAUAAUUAAUUUUAGAUGUUAUAAUUCAUCCAUAAAAAAUGAAUUAUUUCAUAUAUCAUCAAUGAAAGAAAAUUCUUAAAGUAAAAUAGUGGAUUUUUAUGCUUCUAACAUAAGCUUUUUAAAAGUUAUACAAUCAUUUGGAUAAUGUAGUUAGCAAAAUUAUUAUUUUAAAGUGCAACCAUAAAUAUGCUCAGCAGAUGUAACUAAUGCAGAAUCCCCAAUAUCAUUAAUGAAUAAUUUCACAAAAGAUACAUUAUCUAAUAGCUAUUGUAUUAUUCAAUAAUUGAAUUAUCCAAAAUGGGAACACUUUACAUACAGCCUUAUACUUGAUAUUUUAGAUAUAAAUAUUUUAACAAUUUUUGAAUUGCAUUUAAAUAAUAUCGAUUGCUAAGAAUGUUUCCGUGGAUUGGUUAGUAUAAAAUAAACAGAAAUUGUUCCGAAAAUUAUUAUGAAAUCAAUACUUUUUUCUGAUAAUACAUGUGAUGAAGGUUGCUUAUAUAUAUCAUCUUUUGAUUUGAACUAAGAUAAUAGAAAUUUAGGAUCUUUAAUUCCAUAUGUUAAGAAAAAGUAAUUUGCAGUGAUAUUACAAAACUAUAGAUGUUUUAGAAAUUUCGCUUAUGGUUGUACUUGUCUUUUUAGUACACUAAUAAGUAUUUUGAUUGAAGAUUCUUUUUUUCAAAACAAUACUGCAAUACGCGAUCGUGGAAUAGUAUGUAUUGAGAAUGUGAACUUAGUUAGUUUCAAUAUAUUAAAUUCUGUGAUUUAAUAAAAUGAUGGUGGUUAUGUUGGAGGAUUAUAUGUAAUGGAUUCAUCAAUAGAAAAUUUAACUAAAUUAGGAACAUUAAUAAAUGAUAAUACUGGUUAUUUUUAAAAUAAUUUGAUGUAAUAGCCAUCUUAAUUAUCAAUAUAAUUAGAUAAAAAAAAUUUAUGGCCUAAAAUAAAAAUCUUUCAAAGUGAAAAGAUUCUUAUAGAAUAAAUUUAGAUUGGGUAAUAUGAACUAUUUCAAGAAUCACACAUUGAUGUAUUGUAUAUUCCAAAUGGAUAGAAGAUCUCUGAAUAUAAAUUUUUUGAUUGGAAGAAUUAAAAUUAUGUCCCUUAUAAUUUAAGUUUAAUUGUAGUUCCAUUAGAUUAAUUAAAUAAUAUAUAAAUGUUUUUGGACUCGGAUGUUUACUGCUCUAUGAAAGUACUUCUUGAAAAUGAAUAUUAACGAAAUAUUGAUUAAGGUUAUUAUAAUUUUUUUGAAGAUUAUGAAGAGGAAGAUGAAAAUUAUUUUUAAAAAACCAUUGAUGAAAAUGGUUUUAUUUUUGAUGAUGUUAUUUUUCAUUUAGAUGAUGAAUUAAAUCAAACAUAAUUGAUACUAUUUCAUUGUAGUGCUAUUAAAGUUCCAAUUUAUGGUGAAAAUUAAGCAAUUAUAGAAGAUUUUCAUUUUAAUUAUUUCUUACGUUUAAAUAUCAAGCCAUUGCCUUGUUAAUUGGGAGAAAAAAGAAUUAUUCAUGAAGGGUGUAUCCCUUGUGAUGCCUCCAUAGGAUAAUACUCAGUAACUCUUAAUACUAAUAAAUGUUCUAUAAUCGAUGAGAUCUCAACUUAAAAUAUUACAUCAGCAUAAUUAAAUCUUAGAUAAGGAUUUUGGAGACCCUAUGUUGAUACUAAUUAUAUUAGCGAAUGUAUCAAUUUACCUGAAAAUUGUGAAGGGGGAUUUCACGAAGGAGAUAAAUCUUGCUUUCAAGGUCAUAUUGGAGCAUUAUGUGAAGAAUGCGACAUUCAUAACAUAAGAUUAAAUGGGUCUUUUUCAACAAGCUAGAAAUAUUCCUGUGGCCUAUGUGUUGAAGAAAAGUAAAAUUUUGUUGCUAUUACUGCGAUCAGUUCAUGGUAAUUUUUAUAAUUAAUUAUAAGGACUUUAAUUUCAAUAUUACUUUCAGUUUAGAGUAAUUAUAUCUUGAAUAAACAAAUGAUUCUUAAAAAGAUAGUUUCAAGCCUAAUAAUGACUAAGAUAUCAUAUCAUUCCAAUUUGGGCAUUUUAAUAAAAAUGAUUACUCAUCAUUUUCAAAUAGUCUCUGUUAUUUUUACAUUUAGGUUUAAAACAUUCAUAGAUAUAGGUGCUGCUUUUAAUUCUAUUAGCAAUCCAAUUCAAAAAAUUACUCAUUCAUUAGAUUGUUUAUUAAAAGACAUAAUUUCUAUAUAAAUUCAUUAUUCAAGAAUGAUAUGGUAAUUGAUUAUGCCUUUCAUUUAUAUUUUAUUUUUUCUGGGUUCCUAUAGGAUUGCUUUGAAAUUAAACAAACUGGAAUACAGUUUAAAUGUGAUAACUACAACAUUAAUAUAUAUGUACUUAUACCUGUAGCCCUUUUUUGUUGGUGGAUUAAUCUCAUUGAUUUCAUUUAGGAAGAUUUCUGGUUUCUAUUGGAUCUAAGCAAAUGUUGCCUAUAGAUAUGAUACACAAACUCAUUAUUAAUGGCUAUUCAUAUUUUGUUUGCCACUUUUACUUUUAAUUUCUUUGAUUAUUCCAGUAUUUUUUUUGGUUUCUUUGUAUUCAUAUGAAUAUUUUUUUUUCAAGUUUCUAAAAAUUACUUCUAAAAUUUCAUUUAUUUCUUAUAAAUUUGAUUAUCUUUUUGUCUGA